AUGGUGCAGAAGCUGCGAACUCACCCUGCUGUUUCCGUUAUUGAAGAGCAUCAAAUCAUGCACGUCAAUGAGGAAGAGAAGUGCCAUUUGCAGAAGGAUGUUAUCUGGAACUUGGAUCGUAUUGAUACGCACAGCAUCGACAUGAUUGACGAUAACUACAACUACAACUCUGCCGGUCAGGGCGUUGACGUCUACAUCAUCGACACGGGGAUUCUGACGACCCACGUCGAGUUUGGAAAGAGAGCAGAGUGGGCUGUGAACUUGGCGGAGGACGGGAUCGACACUGAUUGCAAUGGGCACGGUGCGCUCUACGGUGUCGCCAAGAAUGCCACCGUGAUAGCAGUGAAAGUGCUUGGUUGCAAUGGAUUGGGCAAGAACGGAGCUGUCCUGAAAGGGAUCGAGUGGACUGUUAACGAGGCGCGAAGGCGUCGACGCCCUUCUGUGGCCAACGUGUCUGUCGGUAGUGGGAAGUCAAGCGCUACGAAUGCCGCAGUGGCCGCUGCUGUCCAGAGUGGAGUGACCGUCGUCGUUGCUGCUGGCAAUACGAACACGGACGCCUGUGACUUCAGUCCCUCCAGCGAACCCCUGGCGAUCACUGUACUGGCCACUACAAUCGGAACCAAUGAAGAGACCGGAGCUGCCCAGGACUGCCGCGUGGCGUCCUCCAACUACGGCUCCUGCGUCGACAUUGGGGCGCCCGGUCAGCUCAUCAAGUCCGCUUGGAUUGAUCAGAGAGGCUCGCCACCCAACGCCACCUACAACAUUCUCACUGGCACCUCGAUGGCAUCCCCUCACGUUGCUGGCGUUGCCGCCCUUGUGCUCAGCCAGUCCCCCAAGUAUAGCCCUGCUGAAGUCAAGGCAGCCUUGCAUGCCGACUCCACCAAUGGGGUGAUUGACCUGGCGUGCCCCUUCAUCCAACUGCCACCGUCCUGCGAGAUCACACCCAACAAGCUGCUUUACACGAACUGCUGA
Molecule: messenger RNA, 972 nt
Organism: Acanthamoeba castellanii str. Neff
Lineage: Eukaryota; Discosea; Longamoebia; Acanthamoebidae
Product: alkaline serine protease
Exons: 7
Coding region: 1-972 (323 amino acids)
Biological process (GO): proteolysis
Molecular function (GO): serine-type endopeptidase activity
Source: RefSeq, a predicted model, not a curated record